Centruroides sculpturatus (bark scorpion) is the source of this 1406-nucleotide messenger RNA. RefSeq lists its product as uncharacterized. Lineage: Eukaryota; Metazoa; Arthropoda; Arachnida; Scorpiones; Buthidae. Gene Ontology annotation, molecular function: transcription cis-regulatory region binding. The record is from RefSeq and is a predicted model, not a curated record. The transcript is spliced from 6 exons. The coding region runs from base 438 to 1364 and encodes 308 amino acids.
CCCGCGUUAAACAACACUAAUCAUAGUAUACUCGUUAGAAAUUACAUUAAACACCGCGUAAGCUUCUAUAUACUUAGGAAUUAAUUCAUCUGUAAUAAAUUAUUAAAUUAAAACAAACAAUAAAUUGAUUAUUUCCACAAUAAUCUAUACACAUUUAAUAGGGAAGGUGCAUUGUUAAGCGUUUAAUAUCGGUUUAUUUUCUUUAAAAAAAUAUAUACGCUUUCUAACAUUUCUAUCGGGGGACUCCCCGGAUUAAAAAUACCAUCGAAGCGCAAGCGCGGGACGAUAUAUUAUGAUGUCACAGAGAGGAAGACGUCUAUACGCAAGCGCGUCGGGAUUUUCCCAGUAGAGGUAUAAAAAGCAGAACCGUCGUCGGUACGGUGUUUUAUAACACUAUUCGGAGGUGAUUUUACUCGAUUUAAGCAAAGAAAAACGAGAUGGUGUAUCUAAUAGAAGAUUUUAUUAUACCGUCGCUACAAAGUGGAAGAUUUGGGAAACUUCUCAAGUGGGACGACGAAAAAAACAGAAUAUUUAAAGUUUCCGUCUGUCAUAAACGUAGCGGCGAAUGGUCGGAGGAGGACUGUCGGGUGUUUGUGGAGUGGGAUAGACUAAACAAAAGGGAAGACAAAACGGAAAAAAAUUUUUAUACAAAUUCCAGAGGAAGAUUCAUCAAUGCAUUGAACAGAUUAAAGGAAAAAGUGAAACAGAUGCCGUCUCCAUUGAAGAAGAAGUACAGACUUUAUCAACUGAUAAAUUACGAAAUGACUGAAACGGAAGAACUGGCAGAACUGCAGAGAAGUGUAAACCAACAAAGUUCCUUGCAGACUGGAGAAGAAAUAUCAAUCGUUCCGACGGGAGAAUACGAGCAACUUCCCGAACCGGACGAAAGAAGUUUAUUUCAUGAGCUAAAUGAAUGGUCAGACCAUUCAGUAAAUUCAGUUAGUAGUUCAGAAAGCUCGUCUGUAUUGUCCGAAAAUGAAGAUUUGUUGAAUUCGCCAUCGUCAAACGACACGCAAUAUGGCUUAUCUCCUCUGCCUUCAGACUCGGAAAUGUAUUUAGAUUUAAUGCAGUUUAUUGAAGAGCAGUUGAAUUUUUCAACAGAUACGAGUUCGGGAAGCGAGCAAGAUUUAGAUAAUCUUCGGACGGAUCUCUUGACAGAUGAUAAUAUAUUAUUGCACGAUCCUCUUCUUUCUGAGAAUAAUCCAGGCAAUAUUGGUUCAUUUUAUGAAAAUGGCAUCACCUCUGAUAAUAGACCGGAAAAUCAGUCAGGGGAAAAUGAAGUAAACAUCUUUCUGGAAUUUGACAGUCCCGACCUCAGUACAUUGCAAUUAUUUGAAGAACUAACACGGGAUGCGAGAGAAUGAAGGAGACAUUCCCACCCGAGAGAAACAGUUGAGAACUUCACA